Molecule: messenger RNA, 3575 nt
Organism: Dermatophagoides farinae (American house dust mite)
Lineage: Eukaryota; Metazoa; Arthropoda; Arachnida; Sarcoptiformes; Pyroglyphidae
Source: RefSeq, a predicted model, not a curated record
GCAUAAUUAUAAACAUAAACAUUGAUGAUUGAUCAAUGAAAAAAAAACCAAAUAAAAUUUUUUGGAAAUUCCAUCCCCAUUCUCAUACAAAUUCUUUUAUAUUGCAUUUCCCUUUAUUAUUUUCAACGACAACAACAAAAAAAAAAUCAUCAUCGAUUUGAUUGACUCAUCAUCAUCAUCAUCAUCAUUGAACGAAUGAAUGAAUCAAAAUCUCCACUUGUUUAAUAUCAAAAAAUCACCACCAUAAACUUGGCUGUAAACAACAAAUUAGUGUACAAUUUUUUUAAAAAAAAUGGACAAUCGAUUAUCAUCAUCAACGCCGGGUAUUAUUCAAAUUGAAAUGGAUACAUCAUAUACGAUGUCUAAUUAUAGUAGUAAUAGUUCAAUUAUAAAUCGUUCAUCACCAUCACAACGUUCAUCAUCAUCAUCAUCAUCAUCAACAUCGACAUCGGAAUCAUCGGCAAUGAAUAAUGGUAAUACAAAUAACAAUGAUGGACGUAUUACAGAAACAUCAUUGCUUUAUUCAUCGGCAACAAAUACGACAAUCGAAAAUAAUGGUUCAACAAACAAUCAUAAUGAUUUGGAUAAUAAUAAUAAAAUGAAGAAUAAACUUGAAGAACAACAGGAAAAAGAAGAGAUGUUAGCCGAACAACAACAAGAGAUCAAUGGAAAUCCUAUUGAUCCAUAUCGUACAAUAUUCAAACAAAGUAAACAACAUCAUACAAGACAAAAAUCAGAUUCUUCAUCUAAUAAGAUUGGCCGUUUUACUGUACGUACAUUUGAUCAACUAAAUCCAUCACAGAAUUUUGAUGACCAAUCACCAUAUUCAACAACGACAAAUUGUUUUGAUACAAUCACUAGCCUAAUACCGACAUCUAAUUUUGAAGAAACUGAAUAUGAAAGCGAUAGUCAAGAUGUUGGCCUUAUUAUGGAUCAUGGCCAUGAUCCUGAUGAUGAAGAAAUGGCCAUUGGUAAUGAUCAUAAUGCAAAUAGACAAUUGAUUAUUCCACAUACCGAAGUACUUAUAUCAAGGUUACGUAAUGAAGUGGUUAAACCGAAAAAUUUUAACAAUGAAGUACGUGCCGGUCGUGAUGUGAAAUCAUUUUUGGCCAAUCCAUGCGUUCUACUUGAUCUCGAAGGUGAUUCUGUUGAAGAAAUUAUUGAUCAAAUGUUGACGGCCAUCAACAAUGAUCUUGAUGGUACACUAUUAUCCGAAGCUCGUUCAUCAUUAUAUGAUGCAAAAAAUGCCUUUCAAUUAAGCGAUUUUCUUCAAGGUAUCUAUCAUACUGAGACUGGUGAAUAUCUACAUGAUCCUACAUGGUUAUGUACAUUUGCAACAGUAAACAAUCUUUCCGCUCGACGAAUCGUAAUUGCACGAUUAGAUCGUCCAAGUAAUUUUGGACCUACAUUACGACAUGUUCAAUUCAUUGUAUUAGUUUUAGUGCCAUCCAAAGAGAAAACAUCAAAAUCAGCAUUUGAAAUUGCACGAACAUUUGCAUCAUUAUUUGCAGAUUCAACAUUGCGAAUGUCACUUUUACAAUGUGAGAGCCAAGUCGAAUUUUGUCAACAGAUUUCCGAUCGUGUUGCUUUUCUAAAAAGGAGACAAUCAUCAAAAAAAUUUAAAUCAUUUUCAUUGGACAAAUUGGAAAAUCAUCCGGAUCAUCUUGCUAAACAGAAACAAAGUUUUGGUUUCGGUAAAGGUUUAGUCAAUGAUUUUCGUCGUCGAAUUAAAUAUUAUCCUAGUGAUUUUAUUGAUGGAAUCGUUGGAAAGAAUACCAUAUCAAAAGUAUCGGCAGCCGUAUUGUCUAUAUUUUUUGCCUGUAUUCUGCCACCAAUUGCUUUCGGUGUUGUCAAUGAACAUAAUACACAUGGUUUGAUAGGACCGAAACAAGGAUUAAUUGGCCAAGCAAUCGGUGGACUCAUAUUUGCAUUGACUAGUGGCCAACCAUUGGUUAUCAUUGCCACAACGGCACCAUUAACAUUAUAUGUUAAAAUUGUCUAUCAAGCUUCUCAGGAUUGGCAUGUCGAUUUCCUUGAUCUAUUUGCAGCUGUUGGUUGUUUCUGUGCAUUCUAUCUUAUCCUUUAUGCUCUGUUAAAUGUAUCGAAUCUGAUGCGUUACGUCACCCGUAGUACGGAAGAGACAUUCGCUACAUUUGUAUUUGUUGCAUUUACAGCUGCCGCAUUUACAGAAUGUCACGAAAGUUUCCGUAAACAUUAUUGUUUUGAUAAUCUAACUGGUUAUUCAAAUUUAACAACAACAAUCAUUGAUUUGAAUGAUAAAAUCGAUAUGGAUGAUUUGCCCAUUCGAGAUUGUCUUCCAGCUAAAAGUAUUUUAUUUCUAUUUCUUAUGCUUGGUACUGUUGCUAUGGCUGUUUUACUUUAUAAUUUCAGUUCUACACCAUAUUUAAAUUCGAUUCUACGUAAUACAUUAGCUGAUUAUGCUUUACCACUAUCAGUAAUUUCAUUCAGUUUGAUCGGAUCAGUUUUGUUUCGUGAUGUACACACUGAUUCAUUUAUUAUUAAUGCCGAUUUUCAAUGGCGUCUUGCUACAUUUCGAACACUUACACCGACAACAAUUGGAUUAGCUGCAUUUCUUGGUUUUUUCUUAUCGAUGUUAUUCUUCAUCGCUCAAUCGGUUUGUGCUUCGAUUGUUGGAUCACCAUCGAAUCAUCUGAAAAAAGGCAGUGCUUUUCAUUGGGAUCUAUUCGUAUUGGGAUCAUUGAAUGCUGUACUAUCAAUGAUUGGCUUACCAUGGAUUUAUGGCAUACUUCCACAUUCACCAUUACAUGCCAGAUUAUUAGCCGAUGUUGUACCGGCUACGGAUUCGCAACAUAAUUCAACUAAAUCUUAUGUGGUUGUACGUGUUCGUGAAACACGUGUUACGGGUGUACUUGUACAUUUGAUGAUCGGUUCGAUCGUAUUAGUAAUACCAAAUUCAUUGUCCAACAUUCCGGUUGCUGUACUCUGUGGUCUUUUCUUAUAUUGUGCUAUUUCAACUUUACGAAAUAAUUCCAUACAUGAUCGAGUAGUCCUUGUUCUUACUGAACAGCAUUCAUAUCCACCCACAUCAUAUCUACGUCAUGUUCCACAACGUACCGUACAUUGUUUUACAGCCACACAAUUGGCAUUACUUGCAUUGAUAACAUUCGUUGGUUUUUGUCCAUGGAAAAGUUUUCGAUUAUUUUUUCCAUUCAUGAUUGCUUUAAUGAUACCAAUCAGACGAUAUAUUUUACCAUUGGUAUUUGAAGAAAAACAUUUAAAAAUCAUUGAUAGUAAACAUUAUUAGCAUCACAAACAAUACAUUGUUCUAUUGAUACACCUAAACAUUAUUUUUUUUUUUUUUUUUGUUAUUCUUGUGAAACUAUAUUUUUUCUGUCCAUUUCUGGAUUCUUUGAUUUUCUGUUUGAUAUUUUUUUUUUUUAUAGAUGGAUUAAUAGAUUUGUUUUUGUUUGUUUUGUUUGUUAAUAAUUUUUUUUGUUUCGUUCACACAGAUUGAUUUGUUGUUGAUUAACCCAUUAAUGCCCAUGAUCCUAUAUAUAGGAUAUUUAUUUUAAAGACAAAUAAUUUCAAAUCUA